Messenger RNA from Pestalotiopsis fici W106-1, 1914 nucleotides. RefSeq lists its product as uncharacterized. The transcript has a single exon. Bases 1 to 1914 code for a protein of 637 amino acids. NCBI's taxonomy places the organism in Eukaryota, Fungi, Ascomycota, Sordariomycetes, Amphisphaeriales, Sporocadaceae. The record is from RefSeq and is a predicted model, not a curated record. Gene Ontology annotation, cellular component: endomembrane system; membrane.
AUGUGGAAGAUUGCCCAAGGUCUGCUCAUGUGGUAUGGCAUGCAGAUGGUGAUGAAGCAAUUCACCGGUGGCAACAAGGCACAGACCACCAAAGAGGUGACGGACGAAGCUGGCAAUGUCGUCAAGGUGCCAGCCAACACGGGCUCCAUCCCAGCCUACCAACUGCGGCCCAAGACCCUUGACGAAGGUGCUGUCUAUGCUCGAAUCCCUCAACGUAUCGCACCUAUUUGGCCUACCGAUAGCUCUCUUGACAUCAUUGUCACUCUAUCCGACUCAUUCAUUCCCAAGCCCAUUGCCAGCACCGAAGAGCAAUACCGCGUCCUUGAGGAGAAGUCUUUCCAACUUGCCAACUACAGCGACAAGCGCUUCGUUGAGACCGAGUUUGCCGUCCCUACGGCUGUUCAGAAUAACGGAACGCUUUGGGGACAUUUCUAUAUUGGCCUGAGUGGUUCAUCUCUGGAUCCCAAGGAACCCGGAUUCGAUCCGGCUACCGCUGUUCACUUUACCUACCCCUUGACGCAGUAUAUUGGAAAGAAGAAGGUUGCCAAGACGCGAAACUUGUUGGAAGGCAAGGAAGAAAUUGAAGAGGAGCCUGAAGAGGAACCAUCUACUGGCCCAAUCAUCGCGAGCUACUACCAUCCCAAUACCACCUUGUCUUUUGUUCCCGAUACCGGCAUUCUAGAGCUCGCAAAGGCUGCACCUGCAGUCCGCCAGUUCCUGAAUCUAGAACCAACUGGGGCUCGCGAUGGUAGUGGCCAGAAUGGCUGGUACUACCCGAUUAUGUAUAUCAACCAAUUCUGGCAGCUGAAGACGCACAUGACUGUUCUCAAUGAGACUGUCAAGACCCUGCCUCUCCGACUCGACCUUGGAAACCUAGCAAACUGGCAGUUUACCAUGAUGGCAACUGUUGACCUGAACUCGAAGGAACAGGCUCGACAGGCUGCCUUGGGCCAUUCCAACCCGGGUGGCGGUGAUGGUAGCGAGAUUGAGAUGAUCAAGGAAAUCUUCAUGGACACCAACCCUUACCUCCUGGGUGUCACCAUUGUUGUCAGUAUUGCUCACAUGAUCUUGGAGACACUUGCCUUUGGCUCCGACAUUGCACAUUACCGCAAGAAGAAGGACAACGUUGGUAUCUCGGUGCGCUCCAUUUUGGCCAAUGUAUUCAUGCAGACGGUCAUUUUCUUGUACCUUGUGGACAACUCGCAAAACACAAGUUGGAUGAUUUUGGGUACCCAGGGUGUUGGUAUCCUGAUUGAGCUUUGGAAAGUCACUACGGUUGUCAACAUUCGCCUUCGACCGGCAAAUCCUGGCUCCUGGCUACCAUACUCUGUUGUGUUUGAAGACAAGCACAAGCUCAGCGAGACCGAGGAAAAGACCAAGGAAUACGACGAGAUUGCGUUCAAGUACAUGUACUGGGCUGGCGUUCCCCUCCUCAUUGCAUACGCCAUCUACUCCUUGGUCUACGACUCUCACAAGUCAUGGUACUCCUACAUCAUUACCACUCUAGUCGGUUCCGUCUACGCCUAUGGCUUCUUGAUGAUGGUGCCCUCCCUAUACAUCAACUACCGCCUCAAGUCAGUUGCUCACAUGCCGGGCAAAGCCAUGAUGUACAAGUUCUUGAACACGUUUAUUGACGACUUGUUUGCAUUUACGAUCAAGAUGCCCUUCUUGCACCGUCUGGCCACUUUCCGUGACGAUAUCAUCUUUUUCAUCUAUAUUUACCAGCGAUGGGCUUACAAAGUUGAUUACACUCGUGUCAAUGAAUUUGGACAGGGUGGUGACGAUGAGCCCAGCGAGGAACUCAAGGCUCAGCCCAAGUCAUUGCCCAAAGCCGAUCCAGAAACGGAAAAGGAGAUCACAGGUGGACCCGUUGCUACUGGUGCAGACACUGGCAAGGCUACCAAGAGGAAGUAA